Messenger RNA from Phragmites australis (common reed), 2364 nucleotides. Its product is annotated as chloroplastic group IIA intron splicing facilitator CRS1, chloroplastic. Gene Ontology annotation, molecular function: mRNA binding. Gene Ontology annotation, biological process: RNA splicing, via transesterification reactions. The transcript is spliced from 8 exons. The record is from RefSeq and is a predicted model, not a curated record. Lineage: Eukaryota; Viridiplantae; Streptophyta; Magnoliopsida; Poales; Poaceae. Bases 92 to 2176 code for a protein of 694 amino acids.
AAACUCUCGCACACACAUCUCAUCCCCGACUCCCCACGUCUCCCACCCACACAGUCUCAGUCACAGCUGAGGCUCCCGCACCGAGCCCGCCAUGGCGCCACCUCCCCUGCCCCUCUUCUCCCCGUCCCCAAAGCCCCCACCUCCGCCGCCAUGGCUCCACGGCCCUGUCCCCCAGACCCACAACCCCGCCUCCGCGGCCCCUCCAAACCCCGCCGAGGCGGCUCCUCCGAAACCCCGACGCCACAGCCUCAAGCCGCCAGGGAAAACCAGCUCGCCCGCUGCCAAGCCCCUCACCGCCGGCGUCCCCGGCGGCCGCACUCGCCGCGCCGUCCUCGGCAUCAUCCGCCGCGUCCGCUCCCUCGAGCUCUCCUACCCCCCGAGCCCCAUCCCCACACGCAACGCCGAUGCCGCCGUCCCCUUCCACCUCCCGAUCGACCCGCCGCCGCCGCGGGAACAAGGACAAGAAGAGGAGAAACCCAGGGCGGUUCCGUGGGCGGCAGCGAGGGACGAGGACCUCAAGGUCGCGCUGCGGCGGGAGAGGAAGCCGCGGGAGCCGACGCGCGCGGAGACGGAGCUGACGGGCGACGAGCUGGAGCGGUUGCGGCGGUGGGCGCGCGGGGUGGAACGGUUGGUAAGGGCCAAGAAGGCCGGGGUCACUGACGAGGUAGUGGAGGAGAUGCGCGGGGAGUGGGCCAGGGGUCAGGAGCUCGCCGCCGUGCGCCUCGUCGAGCCGCUCCGCCGGUGCAUGGACCGUGCAAGGGAGAUCCUUGAGAUAAAAACAGGAGGCUUAGUUGUUUGGACAAAAGGAGACAUACAUUUUGUUUACAGAGGAAGCAAUUCUCUAGAAAAUACAAAGCAUCAAGGAAAUGAGCAAAGCAUUUGUGAUCAGAAGGAUGAAGAACCUGUCAAAGGUACACUUUAUGAGAGAGAAGUCAACAGACUAUUGGACAGUUUGGGCCCUCGAUUUGUCGAUUGGUGGUGGAACACACCAUUGCCUGUGGAUGCUGAUCUCCUCCCAGAGUUUGUUCCGGGCUUUAAGACUCCAUUUAGACAAUGCCCUCCUGGUGUGAGGCCAACACUAGCAGAUGAGGAGCUGACAUACUUGCGCAAGCUUGCACGCCCUUUACCGACACAUUUUGCUCUCGGUAGAAAUACAAAACUACAGGGUUUGGCUGCUGCUAUACUAAAGCUUUGGGAAAAAAGCCUUAUAGCAAAGAUUGCAGUGAAAGUGGGUGUCCAAAAUACCAACAAUGAACAAAUGGCCUGGAACCUUAAGCGUCUUACAGGAGGAACUGUGAUAUUGAGAAACAAGGAUUUUAUUAUUCUAUAUAGAGGCAAGGAUUUUCUGCCUGGUGGAGUUGCUCGAACUGUUAUUCAACGAGAGGCUCAGGUACAUGACGAACAGGUGAAGGAAGAGGAAGCUCGAAUGAAAGUGGUUGACUCACUUCAGAUGGUUGGUGGAUUGUCAUCUGAGGAAAGUUUUGUAGGAACCUUCAGGGAAUAUCAGGAUUUCCAAGCUAACUAUGUGUAUGAAGAAACCGAAAACUACAAGACCAUAAUUGAACUAGAGGCCGAGAAGCAUAGAUUGGAGAAGGAACUGAAAGACCAGGAAUGGAAGCUUUUCACUCUUAACAAGAAGAUUGAAAGAUCCAACCAGGUGCUGGCAAAGCUUCAUAGUUCUUGGAGCCCUUCAGAGCAAUCCACAGAUAGAGAGCUCUUGACACAAGAGGAAAAGGUGAUAUUCCGCAAGAUUGGCCUCAAAAUGGAUGAGCGUGUUCUCCUAGGAAGGCGUGGUAUCUUUGAUGGUGUAAUUGAAGAGAUUCAUCAAAACUGGAAACAUAAAGAGGUUGUGAAAGUAAUUACAAAGCAAAUUCAAAUGCGCCAGAUAUUAUACACUGCACAGCUGCUUGAGGUAGAAACAGGUGGAAUAUUAAUAGCAGUAGAAAAGCUCGCAACCAGCCAUGCCAUAAUACUUUACCGUGGAAAGAACUAUCGCCGCCCAACAAAAACAUCACCCAUUGAUCUGCUGACCAAAAGAGAAGCAUUACGAAGAUCGAUUGAGGCUCAACGACGAGGGUCAAUGAAAUACUUUGCUCGGGAGAGAGAAAAGUCCAUUUUGGAAUUGAAAAGGAGACUGAGAUAUGUGACAAGGCAAAUCAGGUAUCGAACCCCAUGAUCCUGAAGAGUUUAGACAGCAUGGUUAAUUUAUUUGGAAUAAUGAUGGCAUCCAUACUUUUUUUAUACCUUCAAAAUACCCUGUGGCUUCCAUAUGGGAUAAUUGUGUAAAGCCCGCAAUGAACAUUGUUGAAAGCGUACAGUUGUAUAAUUGUCUGUUUCUGUAUAUAUGUGUGCCACUUCAGCUCA